Molecule: messenger RNA, 773 nt
Organism: Hevea brasiliensis (rubber tree)
Lineage: Eukaryota; Viridiplantae; Streptophyta; Magnoliopsida; Malpighiales; Euphorbiaceae
Product: dormancy-associated protein homolog 3
Exons: 3
Coding region: 133-510 (125 amino acids)
Source: RefSeq, a predicted model, not a curated record
UAACGCCUCAACCUUUGUUAAAAGACUUCACCGCUCAAGUGGCGGGCUCAUCGAUUCUAUGCUGGGUAGUGAGGUCUUAACGUGCACUGCUUUUUCUGCUUAGAUCGUUGCAGAUUCCCGUUAAUUUGCGCCAUGGGUCUUCUUGACCAGCUGUGGGACGAAACCGUUGCGGGGCCUCGACCGGAUAACGGCCUCGGCAAGCUGCGGAAGCAUUCCACCUUCAACUUUCGGUCAUCCUCCGGCAAGGAAUCCGAUGGUCGAAACGCGAGAUCGUACGGUGAGGAUGCAUCAGAGGAGGUGACGAGAGUUACGCGCAGUAUCAUGAUAGUAAAACCGCCUGGGUACCAGAACGGUUCUCCACCGGUUUCACCCGCCGGCUCUACUCCUCCGGUAUCCCCCUUUUCUGGAGGCAAAGAGUCCUUUCGGUUUCGAAGAAGAUCAAUAUCGGAUGCAUACGAGAAGGCAAGCGAGGUUGGACCCAGGAGUCCUCCUCGUCCUUACGACGUGUGAAAGAUGAGACGACGACUCUUAGACCGUUAUCCGGCUUAUGUAAUAUUUUAUGGGUAGCAAAGGCCAAGACAUUUGGAUAUAUGGUACCGAAGCUUGUAUGGUAUGCACAAGUGUUAUUGUUAUUGUGUUGUAGCGGUGUUUCGGAUCUUAAGCCUUUAGUGAUGGUGCGUGGGAUGGGUUGUAAUGAGAUCGUGUGGUAAUGUAGUUUUUGAUGUGUAUAUAGCUUUCAUUAAUUCUAGUUCAUGGUUUGUGUGGUUUUCGCU